Saccostrea cuccullata (small rock oyster) is the source of this 1672-nucleotide messenger RNA. RefSeq names its product polyglutamylase complex subunit TTLL1-like. Lineage: Eukaryota; Metazoa; Mollusca; Bivalvia; Ostreida; Ostreidae. The transcript has 15 exons. The record is from RefSeq and is a predicted model, not a curated record. Gene Ontology annotation, cellular component: cilium. The coding region runs from base 127 to 1383 and encodes 418 amino acids. Gene Ontology annotation, biological process: protein polyglutamylation; microtubule cytoskeleton organization. Gene Ontology annotation, molecular function: tubulin-glutamic acid ligase activity; tubulin binding.
UUUGUAGUAGAUGGUUGGGAAGGACGCAAGCAUUUAACUAUUUUUUAAUUUUUUGAUAAUCAGCCAGUGAAAUGACUUGAGAUAAGAGACUAUCGGCAUACCCUUGACAUACGGCAGGAAGUCAUCAUGGCCAGACUGAAGUACGCGAGUGACAUGGACAAGUCUGUCCUGCUGAAUAACUUUGAGGCCAGAGGAUGGGUACCUGUUUCCCCGGACGACGACUGGAAUUUCUACUGGGCCAAUGUACAGAGUAUUAGAAAUGUUUUCAGCAUUGACUGUGGUUUCAGACUUGGUGAUGACCAAGUGAUCAGUCACUUUCCAAAUCAUGUUGAACUGACCAGAAAAGAUCUGAUGGUCAAAAACAUCAAGAGAUACAGGAAAGACCUGGACAAGGAGGGCAGUCCUCUGGCCGAGAAGGAUGAGAUGGGACGAUACAUCCACCUAGAUUUUAUUCCUCAAACCUUCAUGUUACCAGCUGAUUACAAUUUGUUUGUGGAGGAAUUCAGGAAAAAUCCAAACACUACGUGGAUUAUGAAACCAUGUGGAAAAGCUAGAGGAGUGGGAAUAUUUCUGGUAAACAAAUUAUCUCAGUUAAAAAAGUGGUCCAGGGAUAGCAAAACAAGCAAUUUUACUCCCCCAACAUCAAAGGAUACUUAUGUCAUUUCUAAAUACAUUGACAACCCACUUCUGAUUGGAGGAAAGAAGUUUGACCUUCGACUUUAUGUCCUCGUGACGUCCUUCAGACCCCUGAAGUGUUAUUUGUUCCGUUUAGGCUUUGCCAGGUUCUGUACCGUUAAAUACAAUGCCAGCAUUAAUGAGCUAGACAACAUGUUUGUACAUCUCACCAAUGUCUCCAUCCAAAAACAAGGGGAUGAUUAUAAUGCAGUGCAUGGAGGGAAAUGGACCGUUCAAAAUCUGCGACUAUUUCUGGAGGGAACAAGAGGGAAAGAGGUUACAGACAGACUGUUUGAUGAGAUGCAGUGGCAGAUUGUGCACUCUUUAAAAGCUGUGGCUGGAUGUAUAUCCAAUGACAGGCAUUGCUUUGAGUGUUACGGAUAUGAUAUAAUUAUAGAUGACAAUUUAAAGCCUUGGUUGAUAGAGGUGAAUGCCUCACCCUCUCUGACAAGCACCACCUCUAGUGACAGAAUAAUGAAGUAUAAACUCAUCAAUGAUGUCAUCAAUAUCGUCAUUCCUCCGGGACAAGUUCCAGACGUUAGAUGGAAUAAAAUACCAGCAAAAGAACACCUUGGAAAUUUUGAUGUUCUGUAUGAUGAGGAGCUGGCACAGCAGGAUCUAAUGGGAGGGGAUCCAAGGAAAUUAGGGCCCGGUACCUUCAGAGGAAAGAGAGAUGGGAGUCGGCCCUCACCUGCCACAUGGAAAUGAACCCCAGAAUGUGAUCUUAGAGAGAGAGAGAAGGAAAACAUCACUUUAAUUUAACCUUCAAAAAGGUUCCGAGUCUUUCAUUUUGAGUAUUUAUGACAAGUGAUGAUUUGUUUGUGAAAUGGGGAAGUAUUUAAAGGUGUUUACCCUUGAAAAACUGUGAUAUAAUUUUUAACAACUGACUUAAAAUCAUCCAAUUUGUACAUUCCACCCAUAUUUAUUAAAACUCAUGCAAUAUAUGCUUUAAAACAUUAGAAAUAGCUUUGUGUUAACAAUAAAAUAAUCAUGGUGA